Molecule: messenger RNA, 3517 nt
Organism: Anguilla anguilla (European eel)
Lineage: Eukaryota; Metazoa; Chordata; Actinopteri; Anguilliformes; Anguillidae
Product: Krueppel-like factor 15
Exons: 3
Coding region: 470-1768 (432 amino acids)
Biological process (GO): regulation of transcription by RNA polymerase II
Molecular function (GO): RNA polymerase II cis-regulatory region sequence-specific DNA binding; DNA-binding transcription factor activity, RNA polymerase II-specific
Source: RefSeq, a predicted model, not a curated record
ACGCUAGCAGUCAUGUGAUAGUAAUAUAGUACAACUGUAGUACAGAGCAACGAGUCAGUCUGAGCGCCGUUUGGCAUAGCAGCCCAUCUCAAGGGCAAAUACUGCAGCUAUAUACAUUAUUCUUCUCAGUCUGGGGCAAAUUAAAUCUUUGGAUUUUGAGGAUUUUCGAUUUAAAAAAACUAAAGGUACUGCCUAGGAUACAGUAUAUUUUUAAAUACAGCAAACAUUUGCUGUGAGAUUUGUCUGUCUUUGCUGGGCUCCUGUACUCAUUUUCUUUUGGAAGUGGUGGUUUUUGGAAACUUGUAUUUCUUUUUGCCAAGGGGUGUUCCUGUUGGUUACCCUGGAUUUUGAUUCUUCCUCUUUCCCAGGAAGUGCAAAGACAGAGGUGCAGGCAUCUCAACAAACCAGCUGACACAUUUGGCGCAAAGAUUUGGGGAAAAGAGGAGACUUUUCAUUGGCUGGGCCAGGAAUGGUGGAUCACUUGCUAGCGAACGAGGAGACCUUCCUGCUGUAUGGUGGCUCCCCACCAGCCUAUCACCUGUCGGACAUGGUGACCGACACGGGGAGCUAUCAGGUGCUGCCCUCCCCAUUCUCAGAGGAUGACGUGAGCGACUCGUCCAGCCUGCGGUCCUGCUCCAGCCCGGACUCCCAGGUGCUGAGCUCCAGCUAUGGCAGCAGCUCCAGCAUCGAGAGCCAGGACAGCAUCCUGGACUUCCUGCUGUCCCAGACCUCGCUGGGCAGCGCCGGGGGGACCACCCCUCUCCCCAGCUUCCUGUGGGAGUCCAGGCGGGGCUCCCAGGCCCUGCCGGUGAAGGAGGAGAGCUUCGACUUCCCUGUCUUCCCAGCCGACCUGGAGGACCCCUGCGGGCCCUUCCAACCCACCCUGGAGGAGAUCGAGGAGUUCCUGGAGGAGAACAUGGAGGUGGUCGCUAUGAAGCAGGAGCCUUGCGAGGGGGCGGGGCCAGCGGUAGGUUGCCGGGUGUUGGAAGCCGCGCCUCAGGCCCCACUCGCCGCCGGUGUCACUGUCGUCUCCGGCACUGAGACCAAAAGCACGUUGUCCAAGCUGGGCCUCAGCUGCGGAGCCGACGGGGUUAAAAAGGAAGCCCUCGGCAAGCCGGCUUCCACGGACGGGGGCGGGAUGCCGGUCAUCCUACAGAUUCAGCCCGUCCAAAUCAAACAGGAGCAGAGUUCCUGCUCGGGCCCCGCGGCCCCCCCGGCGCCCUCGUCCCAGCCCGCCUCCGACAUUAAAAUCACCCAGCUGCUGGUCAACAUCCAGGGACAGACCUUCGCCCUGGUGCCGCAGCUCCUGCCGUCCGCCAGCGUCAACAUGUCGUCCAAGUUUGUCCGCAUCGCGCCGGUCCCCAUCGCCGCCAAGCCGGCGGGGCUGGGGGAGGGCGGGGCCGGGGGCCAGGCGGCGGGCCUCCUGGUCGGAGGGCAGAAGUUCCAGAAGAAUCCGGUCGCAGACCUGAUCAAAAUGCACAAAUGCACUUUCCCCGGCUGCACGAAGAUGUACACCAAGAGCAGCCACCUGAAGGCCCACCUGAGGCGACACACGGGAGAGAAGCCCUUCGCCUGCACCUGGCCCGGCUGUGGAUGGAGGUUCUCGCGGUCGGAUGAACUGUCCCGGCACAGGCGUUCUCACUCGGGGGUAAAGCCGUACCAGUGUCCUGUUUGUGAGAAGAAGUUCGCCCGCAGCGAUCACCUGUCCAAACACAUCAAAGUCCAUCGCUUUCCAAGAAGCAACCGGACAGUACGCACAACAAAUUGACCCUCAGAUAACACCGCAGUGGACUAAUGCCAAGGGAAGAGAGAGUCUCUGUGUGUGUGUGUGUGUGUGUGUGCGCAUGCGCGUGUGAGUGUUUGUGUGUCUGUGUGUGUGUGUCCAUACGUAUGAGCACACGUGCGUGUACGUACAAAAUACAAAUGAAAGGCUUGUUUAUGGUACUGUGAUAAUUUAUUGUUUAAAAAUGAAUAGAUAAACACAAAACUAAAAAGAACACUGUUACUCAAUAUUAUUUUGUAUGAAUGUUUUUUGCAGAUUGUAUUUUUUCUGUUUUAUGCAAAUUUUUAAAAUGAAAACAUCAAGCUAUUUUAUUCUAAAUACAGUUUUUACAAUUUCUUAGGAGUUUUAUUUUUCGUGGACGUACCGACCUUUCUUGUUUUUAUGAUCAGCGACUAAUGGGUUGAGGCUCCUUGCGUUGUUAAAUGAUAACAGCUAAGGAAGGUGAACCCUUUGUUCUUUUGUUUUCAACUAAAUAUUUAACGGUACUCUCUCUCUGCUUCCCCCUGUUAUCUGAAACAUGGCAAUUGGCACUACUGACACUUACGCAAUUUUUCACAAUAAGCUAUAGGGGAAAUUUGGCGAAUGUUCCUUAGCAUUUAUUGUUAAUGAAAUACAAACGAUGAGCCUUGAUUCUUAUCGAGGGGUUAAAGGCGGGUGGGUUGUCAUACAAUCAAUUUGAAAAGUGAAACGACAAAAAGAAAUGCGCACAUGGAUGAUUGUAUAUCUGUAUGUGAACUGACUAGCCUUCUGAUCAGUAUUGAUACAUCAUCUUUUUAUUGUUUGUAUUAUGUUUUUGUCAUUUUUGAAAAACCUAUUUUAUUUUCUUACUAUUUUUGACUUUCCUUUAAUGUUAGUAGAUCUUGGAAGGCCAUUCUUUUGGAAAAACAAACCCUGUUUGGCCUUAACAGCAUUCUUAGAGGGGGGGGCCAAUGUUAAAUUUUGGCAUGUUUAGGAAAGAGAAAGUAUGUGUUGGGUAAAUGCUGUCAUAUAACAUUGUUAUAAGGAAAGUUAAAACAUAUGAUCGCAGUCCUCUAAUACUCUCUAAGAUCCAUGAAUAUUUAGUUCAUACAGCUCUGGAGCUGAAUGUCCCAUUUUUCAAUAUUUUUUUCUUACAAAAACUGCCUCAAGUGAUCAAAACUUGUUACUGGAACACCCAUCAGCCUUGUAUACACAUGGGAAUAUUAGGUGCACUAGUUGGCUGGAACUGGAAACGUUUGGUGCUAAAUUCUUGGACAACCCAACAGCAACCUCACGACCUGCUGGGAAAUGUAGCCAAGGUCAUUGUUGAGUGACGGACAUGUUUGUAGUCCAGUGCUUUCCUGUAUUCCAUUGAACAGAGCAGCAGCUUUGUAUGUUAUAAAUGUACUAUGGCAGACAUGUGGGUCUGUCAUACUGUGUAUAGGCCUAUAAGUCCAUGUGUGUUCUCAGAAAGAUGCUGAGGGACAGUAUACUGUACAGUGAUGCAUUCCUUCCAUUCAAUUUUGAAUUAUUUUAAUGCUUGUAAUAACAGGUGUUUAUCACAUCCUAUGAAUGUAUGUAAAUAAGCAGAAAUGUACAUAACUGCAUCUAUAUGAAAGAUUAUUAUAAAUAACAUCUUAAGUCUGUGAUUUGUGGAAAUUUUUAGUGUAAGUUGCAAACCUGUACAUAACAUAACAAUUCAGUACAUAUAAAUAUAUUAUAUUUUUUCUUUGUUCUACAUAAGACACAUUUACAAAUAAAAACAAAAAACAUACA